AUGGAAAGUAAAGAGGAGUACCACGAUCCAGAUUAUCCUGAGGCUACAAUUUCCUCUAAGGAAGGACCUCCAAACUUACCCGAAGGAGAAAAAAUAGAUAAAAUUAAAAACAUAAUUCGUCGAGAGUUUGGAAAUGAAUUAGAUAUAAAAGAAAACGAAGUUAUGUUAGUAGAUCAACGGAUGCUGACGGCCAGGCGAGUGUUACAUGAGCUUCGCUACAGUGUUGUUAACAGUUACUACAAGGAGCAGAAGCUGCAACUCACUGCAAGCCAACUGCAGGAUGAGCUGGCUGCACAGAGUGAGCCUCGAGCGAGAGCGGAGGUGUCAACACUUUUACGUGAUGGACAGCGCCAAAUACAUCCGUCUGUGCGAAAGCUGCUGGGUAAAAAGUCAGUGGACCUCAAAGAGAUAUUCAAAAUAAGGGAGCCGAGGCUUAAGGCCAGAAAGGAUUAUUCUGCCAUGCUUCAGACCCGCAACUAUACAGUGGCAGCUGACUCCACAAAAUCACUCCGACCGGAAACGCAGAAACCAUCGGAUUCUGCUCCACAAUCUCCCGAUGAGCCUGAUAAAUCGGAAAAACCUAAGAAGAUACCGCGACAUCUGGAUCCAAAGGUUGUCAAUGUGGUCACAUUGGACGAAGCGACCAGAAACAAAAUGAAACAUCGGUAUAGGAUUAUUAUAGGCAACACGUCGAAGUAUGCGCCAGGGGGGUCCCGCGCAGACCGGUCUACGCACACGUGGCUGCUGUACGUGCGCGGCGCGGACGCCGUGCUGCGCGCUGUAUCCGUGCGCCUGCACCACUCGUACGCGCCGCACCACGUCGUGCGCCUCGAUAAACCUCCAUUCCACCUGGCUCGUCGUGGCUGGGGAGAGUUCCCGGCACAUGUGGAGAUGCACUUUGCGAUGCCGGAACGCAACCGGCCCGCAUCCGUGGAACACACCAUCCGGCUAGACCGACACUGCACCGGCUUGCAAACACUCGGCGCUGAAACAGUUGUAGAUGUGUGGCUGUACAGCACACCAGAAAUGCUGGAACAUGAAUACAAAGAAGACAUUCCAUCUACCUUAGCGAUAGAUACAAAUGAAACACAAGAAGCAGAAAAAUCAUCCAGUGAAGAACAUCAAAAACAAAAUCCCAAUGAAAUCCCUAACAUUAUUAAUGAUUUAGAUCAUAUUGACAACGUAAAAACGGGGGAAAACAAUGACGCUGAAAAAGUAAAUGACAGUUGGCUAGAGUUCUUUUCUAAAGACACCACGGUGUUAAAUGUUGACGAGAUGUUUGUGAAAGACAUUAAAAAAGAAGGAAUAGAUUACACUGAUCUUGAAGCUGCAAUCGACACCUCUAUAAUUUCGAGGACCGAUGAAUCUAACACCGUUAUAAAUAAUUCUAUUUUAUAUGAUCAGCCCUCCAAAACACCUGAUUGCACAGAUUAUAAAAUAAACGAAUCCACCGAAGAUUUGCCCAGUGAGAUUCUAAAUCAGUCUGUAUGUUCAAAGAAAAGAAUAGUGAAAUAUAUUGAUCCUGCGACCGGGAAAAUAUACUAUUUGGAAAUGGAUAGAGAUCUAGAUUUAACAAAAGUUCAAGAAAUCGUAAUAAACUCUGAAGGGAAUGUAAAGACGGCAAAAAUAAGCCCAAUUAAGUCGAAUGGCUUGAAACACGUGCGAAACUCGAAACACAGGGAGUCACUGUUAAGGCCAGAAGUUAGAAGUUUGGUAAGAAAAGAAACGAAAACUGAUAACUGCAGAGCCUUGAACAAUUAUCCACACAUAGAAAAUGAUCAUUGUUAUUUAGCGGCACCGAAGAAUGAUCGCACAGAUACCGAGAAUGAGGAAGAAAAUGAUGAAGAAAUGCCAAUGGAAAAUCAAGUUAGUGGCGAAAAAGUAAUUUCAACAGAUGGAAAAGACCUCUAUGAAACUCUUCGUGGAGAUGUACGAAGGUUUUCAAGCGUUAGAAUAGCAGCGAACUACCUAUUGAAGAAGAUUCCUUUGAUCACUGAUAAGGCAAAAGAUCCAGACUACGUGAAAUACUUUCCGUUUGUUGUCGAAAAUGACGAGAAAUACUGGAAGUUGGACUUUGCUAAGAGGAGAAAUAUUGAAUGGUCCAGAGCAAAACUUAUCAACAAACUAUUAAAAGAAAACCUAAGAACAGAUGAACAAAUAUGGCGGACAAAACAAAUACUAAUAUACUCCAGGUUACACGGGUUUUAUCCAAUCAGAACGGAAAAUAUACCCCAGCAAUUGGACAAAAGUAAUGAGGUGUGGUCGAUAUGGAAUUUGAAUGAUGAAUCUAGACAAACGGAAACUGAGAAAAGUGAAACUUGUCCAAACCCCGAUUUCAAUACAUUGACACUAUUUGAUAGUGAAGAGUUACUUGGUAACACUUCCCUAUUAGAGUCUGUAACUCAAUCAGACUCCGAUGAGGAAAUUGACAUUGUAGGGAGUGAAACUAAAGUGAAAGUGAAAAGUGAAGUGGUUCCUGAGACAAGUUUAGAAGUGUUGCCAGUUGAGAGUGAAGAGGACAGAUUAAGGUUUAUGUUUAUAGAGAAAAAGUGUGCAGACAUUGGGAUAGAGUUGAGAAAUGAGGAUAUCGGUAAUGGAUAUUCAUAUAGUGCGGUGCACGCGGUGUUGCUCUCUGCAAUGCGCAGCUUCGCGGAGGAGUUGUUGCGGAGUGGGCUGGCCGCCUCUAUCGCACCGAACACUGUCCCAGGUUCGAUGCCUCUUGUCUGGACCGAGCGUGCGCGCGUGCGUGCGGCGAGCGUGCGCGACCUGUGCGUCGCGCUGGGCGGGGCGUGCGGCGGGGCGUGCGGCGGGGCGUGCGGCGGGGCGGGCGGCGGCGCGGGCGGCGGGGCGGCGGGCGGCGCGGCGCGCCUGCAGCUGCUGGCGGCGCGCGGCCUCGCUUCGCUGCCGCACGCUGCACAACCGCUUUAA
Molecule: messenger RNA, 2928 nt
Organism: Parnassius mnemosyne (clouded apollo)
Lineage: Eukaryota; Metazoa; Arthropoda; Insecta; Lepidoptera; Papilionidae
Source: the annotation of a GenBank genome assembly